AUGAAUGGUUCGUAUCAUAACAAAACUACGAUGACUACUUCAAAUUCAACAAAUUUCGUAAAUGCUCCCUUCGAGUAUUCGGAGAGAGCUAGAGAUACCAUUAAGAAGAAAUUAUUGUUUUCACAAAAGAAUACCAAUGCUAGCAACCGUAAGAAAUCAAAAAUAUUAUCAAGAACAUGCUCAGACGACGUCGCAAGUGCGUACAGUGCUAUCUCGAACCAGUCAUCCAUAUUCUCUAAUCCAUUGACAGUCACUACAACAUCAAGCCAUUUUUCUUCCUCUUCUGUACCUACAGAGAAAAUAGUAACUACAAUUACAUUAGAAGAUGCUUUGCCAAAGACUUUUUAUGAUAUGUAUACGCCAGAGAUACUAAUGUCAAAUCCAUUGAACUUAUUUCAUAAUGGAAGACCAAAAUUCACCAAAAGAGAAUUAAUGGAUUGGGAUUUGAAUGAUAUCAGAUCAUUGUUAAUAAUAGAUAAUUUGAAACCGGAAUGGGGGGAUAAUCUUCCAAGCAUAACAUUACCAAACAAUCAGCCAAAUGCAUCGAAUAUAAACUUCAGAUUUCAAUUACUACCGUUAAAUUCAAGCGACGAGUUUAUAAUAGAAACACUAGUAACGUCAGAUUUGUAUAAAGAAGCAAACCUCGACUACGAAUUCAGAUUUACCUCGGCAAGAUACACAGUGGCAUUAGCAAGAAGACGGCAUGAACAAAUGCUAUUACAGCAAGGUGUACCGCCAAACCAAAUAAAUAAGAAGGAAUUGCAUUUAAGUAAACCAGAAUGGAGAAAUAUAAUAGAGAAUUUUCUGCUCAAUAUAGCAGUGGAAACGCAAUGUAGAGCAGAUUUUAAACAACAAUGUUCACAAUUUAAAAAAUGGAAACAAGAACACCAUCAACAACAAAUGCAAAAUUUCUCAAAUUUAAAGAAACCUCAUAUGCCUCCACCAAGUGGAUUACCAUUAUAUACUAUAGUAGAAGAAGACAACAGCGACGAGAAUAUGUCGUCAAGUAAGGGAAGAUCCAGUUCUUCUCUCUUGAGAAAGACAUUAAUGAAAAAUCUCCAGUCGAAAACACUAAAGACAUCUUUUAAUAAAAAUAACACAUCAUCAAGCAAUAAUACCAAUACCUGUAAUAACAAUAACAAUAAUAUUCCAGACACUCAUAACAUUAAUAAUUUGAAUUUAAAUAAUAAACUUGGCAAGAUAACAUUAGCAAAAGAAGAAAAAGCCGAUAUAUGGGCUCAUUGCCAAUCAGAAGUCUAUCAAAGACUUGGACUUGAUUGGAAACCAGAUAGAAUGUCAAUUGGCUAA
Tetrapisispora phaffii CBS 4417 is the source of this 1308-nucleotide messenger RNA. RefSeq lists its product as uncharacterized. The coding region runs from base 1 to 1308 and encodes 435 amino acids. The transcript has a single exon. The record is from RefSeq and is a predicted model, not a curated record. NCBI's taxonomy places the organism in Eukaryota, Fungi, Ascomycota, Saccharomycetes, Saccharomycetales, Saccharomycetaceae.